ACCACAAACUCUAUAAGCCCUCUUCCUCAGGUCGCUCAAAUUUUUGGCAGCACAUCACUUCAGAUCUCAAUCCAUUUCCUAAUGGCAUCGAAAUGCAGCAGCAGAAUUAUGAAUAGGUCUACAAUUUCAUCCCUCAAAUCCUCCUUCAAUAAAUCAGCCUCCUCUUCUUCUUCUCUGGUUAACAGAUCCAUUCCGACGUCGUUUCCAAAAUCCACUAACGCCACCACGUCAUUCCUCCGCCGUUUCUCCCUCUCCAGGGCUCCGUCGGAAUUGGGAGCGGUGCAGUCGAUGCUACCGCUGCACAGCGCGGUUGCGACGGCGAGGAUGACGUCGUGCCUGAGUUUAACAUCCAGGAGUUGCAGGGCUCUUUCACAGGGCACAUGAGUUUCCAAAAGCUUGAAAGAAUUAUACUGCCAUUUUACAAGGUCUUCCCAUUAUGACUCAGUGCAUUACAUUCAGUUAUGGACAUUUGGUUAACAAUCUUAAGGAAUUUAGUUACAUGUUUGAUGGAUAUAAAAGACCAUAAAUCUCAAUUUGCUCUUGUAUAUGAGAUACAGUGAAAUUUGUACUUUUUAGCUCAAGUACUUAGUCAUCCUUUGUGUAUGAUUUGGAAUUUGCAGAGUCUCUUUUCCUAUCCUCUGUGGUUGUGAGGUCACAGAGGUGCCUUAUGGAAAGGGGGGGGGGUUGUAUUGGCGACUUUUUUCUGUUCUCAUUCAAUAGUUGACUUUCCUGCAUUGUAUGUGUUCGGUGAUCUCUUCGUUAUUGUUCAUCUUUUUGUGGUCUCUGUGUUGGCGUGCCUAUGUGCCACCUCACUAAACUCACAUGAGAAUUGAGGUUUGGAAAAUUUUGUGGAAUUUCAUUAGUAUGGGCAGUUUUUUACUUUUAGGUAAAGGAAGCCCCAGUUAGCCAAUGUAAGAACACCUCUAUUACUUGAAAUCAGGAAGCUUUGAUUUGUUAAA
Molecule: messenger RNA, 959 nt
Organism: Coffea eugenioides
Lineage: Eukaryota; Viridiplantae; Streptophyta; Magnoliopsida; Gentianales; Rubiaceae
Exons: 3
Coding region: 82-384 (100 amino acids)
Source: RefSeq, a predicted model, not a curated record